This is a messenger RNA of Scophthalmus maximus (turbot), 2859 nucleotides long. RefSeq names its product family with sequence similarity 234 member A (gene fam234a). The coding region runs from base 263 to 1915 and encodes 550 amino acids. Lineage: Eukaryota; Metazoa; Chordata; Actinopteri; Pleuronectiformes; Scophthalmidae. The record is from RefSeq and is a predicted model, not a curated record. Gene Ontology annotation, molecular function: protein binding. The transcript is spliced from 13 exons.
UAGCCAAUGAAAGAGUCUUCAACGAAACUCAGGAAAAACGCCUAUUUGUUUCCCCCAGAAUUUAACCUGUCAGGCAAUAGUUGAUAAUAAUUCGUGAUUCCCGGUAGCCCCUCUUACUCCGGGUUAUAUCAAGAUUUUGCGGAGGUUGACAGGCAACUUCGUCGUCGGUGUGUCAGGCCUCAUGGUCAGGCCUCAUACUCUCUGAACACUGACCACAGGAGACGACGGUGGAGAGGAAAAUCAGUAAUGCAUUGAGGCGACAAUGGAGACCGCAGACCAUGCCACCGAGGGCGACCCUCUGAAGAGGGGAGAGGAAGGGGCAGAGACAGGAACAGCACCAUCAGCGACAGAGCUGAAGAAGAAGAAGAGUUGUAAGGAGGCUUUAGGCUUUGCCAAACUGACCCACUGGCGAACUGCAGUCUUCUUCCUCUCCCUGUUCCUCUGUCUCACCAUCGUGUUUGCCUUCUCCUUCAUCAUUCCCUGUCCGGUCAGACCGCAGUAUCUCGUGUCCUGGAACAGGACUUUCUCCGAAGCGGCGACCUUUGACUUCCUGGCUGUCGAAGCUGCAAGCAGAGACAAGGUGCUGGACGCCCUGUUUGUCCUCGAAACGAGAGAAGGCAGCCCGAACAACACGUGUGCUGAUGCAGGUCUGCCUUCGCCAUGUGUGUUUGUGUUAGCGGUGGAUGGGACAGAUGGAGAGACGCUGUGGGAGCGUCCACUGCAUCCCGAGUUCCACUGGGCCCAGUGCGGCCUGGAGAAAGAAUCAAGCAGAACCUGGGACUGCCUGCUGUCCCAUUCUGACCAGCUAACAGCCAUUGACAAAUACUCUGGGGAAAUCUGUUGGCAGCAGCCUCAUCCCUCUGGUCUGCACAGCACGGUGCCUGUUCUGAGCAUCCCCGAUCUGGAUGGAGACAAGGUCGACGAUCUGGCUCUGGUGGCAUCUGAUAAAACACAGACCCAGCUGGUUUUCCUCUCAGGGAAGACGGGUGUCCAGAUCGGUUCCACGGUGACUCUCGACUCCACAGAGACACACCAACAUCUUCUCCAUCGCACAACAGAGGGUUCUCACUACGUACUGCUCCAAAAAGACACUGGCCUGUAUGGGCUGGCACUGUGGAGGAUUGCUACCAAGGCUAAAGCAGGGAUGGAGGUCAGCCUCAAGAAGGAUAAACACUGGGAGAUAAAAGCUAGUGCCACAUCUGGCCUGGUACCCAUCUACGAGUCUGACUUGGUGAGACAAGUGGUCAGAACAGAAGACAGAGACGAUUCAUCCAACCUGCUGCUUGUGUCUUGGAAGGAGGUGGCAUUGGUCGAUGGAAAAAGUCUGCAUCUACUGUGGCGAUAUAAUACCAGCUCAGUCCUUGGCGAACCCUCGUUUGGUCACUUUAACAAAGACAGUUUACUUGAUGUUGUUGUUGAGGACAAUAUCGGCAACUACACGAAGAAGAUAAUCAUUCUUGAUGGGGAGUCUGGUGCUGUGCUGUGGGAAGUCAGUCUUUUGUCCACUCCGAACGCACCAAGGCCCAACUCAAUACACACCAGCAACUUCGUUUCAAUCUUUGUGUUUUGGGGCAUAGUGCCCUCAGAGACCAACUCUUCAAUCCCUUUGACCAGUGACCAACGGUCUUACAUGCUGCACCCGCUCUACUCUCAAGUUCUUCUCGAGUCCGCCAAUGUCCUGGACCACAUCGUAACAUUUAAAGCCACGCUGUUGGAGCGUGGACGCCACGCUGCCUACUUCCUGCUUACAGGUCCCGAGACAGAGGGGGACGAAGACACUGUGGUCCUCAGCAAGCGAAAGCUGAAGCAGGACGUCCCUUCCAGCAAAGUACUGCGUAUUGGCACUGGAGGAGGCUCAGAGACCAAUGAGUACAUCCUAGAGGCCUUCAACCGACUCCGCUUCAGUGACGAGUGAAAGGGCUUGGGCUUUAUAAAACCAAAGUGUGUGCACUUGCUAUGACUUUCAUACUGCUUACAACCCCAAAGAUUCCUUUGUGUUUAGAGAGUUGGGCUGACGUGAUCUCACAGAGUUCUUCCAUUUGUCGCUGGACAAACUGGGCAUUACCUAUCUUCCGACUUGACUGUACACACACUACCACGAGUUAGAUUUGAUCUAGUGUCCAAAUAGCUACUUGUUCUCCAACAUUUACUGUGCACAGAUGCUGUUUCUCCUGCUGAUGAAUCAAGAGGCAGGUGCCUUGCUGUUUUGUUUGUAGCACUUCAAUGCAUUGCUCUUUUUAUUUUUACGAGGCUGGAUUAUUAUGUGGAUCUAUGCAACUGUAUGUGUCUCUGUGCUUUAAAGGUCGCAGCCCUGCGCUACCACAGCCACUAGUUCCUGUGUAUUCCAAAAAUAAUUUAUAAGAUCAUGCAGAGUUUGGGUUACUUUUCUUUUGAUUAAACUCUCUCAACCUGUACCAUGAAACGGACAGUUGUAUGGUGAAACUUGAACAGAAUCACCACGAACCUUAAAGUACACACUGUGAGGUUACAUUUUUUUUUGUGGCGUAUUCUGUUUGCAAAAGUAUCAGAGUCUUGUAGUCACUGGUACUGUUGUCAAUAAUCAAAAUGUGUGUUACUUAAUCCAAGAUGCUGUAACGGUGAGUUAACCUUUGAUGCAAUCGAUCGAUCAAUGCUGAGGCUUAAAGGGUCGCCGUCAUGUACCGAGUUACUGCUGUGGUCCGCCUGCUCCGUGUGAAGCACAGUCUUUUCUUUGUGAUUUCUAUUAGCGGAAGAGAUUCUGGCUAUUGUUACACAUCUAUAUAUAUAUUGAGCCUGUCGGGCAGGCCUGUGUCGGAGCUGGCUGUUUUUUCUUGACUUGAUAUGUUUGAAUAUGAGCAAUAUUAAACAGUUUCAAAAUAA